GCGACACGAACGCGCGGACGCGACACGAACGCGCGCGAUGUCCGUCUUCUCCGCAUCCCGCGCGAUCGCGCCCAGCGCGACCGCGACGUUCGCGGUCGACGCGCCGCGAGCGACGCGCCGCCGCGCGCCGCCGCGGUCGACGCGUCGCGUCGUCGCGCCCCGCGCGUCCGCGGCCGAGGGCGGAGGCGACGCGACGACGACGACGACGACGCCGCCGGAACCGCCGCGCGGCUCGGGGGACAGGCAGAAGGCGAUCGUCGUCGGCGGCGGCGUCGGCGGCCUCGGCAUGGCGUCGAGGCUCGCGCACGCGGGGUACGACGUCACGAUCCUCGAGAAGAACCCCGACGUCGGCGGGCGAUGCCGCAGCGAGUCCUUCGGCCCGGCGGACGGGCCCGACGGCUUUCGAUUCGACACUGGGCCCUCGCUCAUGCUCCUCCCGGACCGGUACCGCGAGCAGUUCACCGCGGUGGGAAAGAAGCUCGAGGAUUACAUGGACAUAACGCGCGUGGACCCGGCGUACCGAGCGCACUUCGGCGACCACACGACGCUGGACCUGCUCUACGACACGGAGAAGAUGCGGAAGCAACUCGACGACGUCGAGUUCGGCGCCGGCGGGCGGUACAUCGACUGGCUCGGCCGCGCGCGCGCGUCGCUGGACUACGGCGUCGCCGCGUUCAUCGAGAGAGACGCGAACUCGAUCCUGGACUUCGUGGACCUCUCGCGCGUGGGCCCGCUCGCGCUCGCGAUGGCGAAAUAUUUCAAAGACGAGCGCCUCCGUGCGCUGUUCUCGUACCAAGAGCUGUACGUCGGCCUGAGCCCGUACAACGCCCCCGGGGUGUUCUCGCUGCUCGCCGCGACCGAGCUCACGGACGGGGUGUGGUACCCGACCGGGGGCUUCGACCAAGUGCGAGGGAGUCUGCAAAAGCUCGCGGACGAGGAGGGCGCGGAGACGAGAGUCAACGCGGGCGUCGCCGCGAUCCUCACCGAGCCGCUGGACGCGUCGACGCGCGCAAGCGAGGUGCCGGGGAGCAAGGCGACGCGACGCGUCGUCGGCGUGCGGCUCGAGAACGGGGAGACGAUCGACGCGGACGUCGUCGUCGCGAACCCCGACCUCCCGUGCGUGUGGGAGCAGCUGAUCGAUCACGAGGAGUUCCCGGAGGCGAAGAGGGAGGCGGAGCGAUGGGAGGACGCGGAGUACUCGUGCAGCGUCAUCGAGUUCAACUUUUGCCUGGACGUCGUGAUCCCGGACUUGUUGCAUCACAACGUGUUCUUGUCGGGUGAUUACAAGGGGAGCUGGGAGAGGCCGUGUUGCGUCGACGACUUCGCGGCGCCGCGGCAGCACAACUUUUACUGCCACAACCCCGUGUACACGGACAAGACGUGCGCGCCCGAGGGUAAGAGCAGCGUGAUGAUCUUGUUCCCGGUCGCGAACAUGAACGAGCAGGCGAAGAUGUGUAAGAAGCGCGGGAUUCCCGUGCCGGAGGAGGCGGACAUGGUGAACGCCGCGCGAGAGGCGAUCUUCCGCCGGUUUAAAGAAGCCGGGCACGGAGACCUCGCGGCGCACGUCGAGCACGAGAGCGUGACGACGCCGUCGGAGUGGAAGCAGAAGUUUAACAUCAAGCACGGCGCGGUGUUUGGGUUAUCGCACGGGUUGACGCAGCUCGCGGCGUUCCGACCGCCGGUGCGGACGGGCAUCGCGCCGUUGGAUUCGCCCGAGUGCGACGGGUUACACUUCGUCGGCGCGAGCACGCGGCCGGGGAACGGCGUGCCGCUGGUGUUGAUGGGCGUGAAGGUGGUGUACGACGCGAUCAUCGCGCAGCACGGCGUCGGCGCGAAGGCGAAAGCGAAGGCGAUGUGAGGCAACUUGAGAAGACGAUUUGAACGAUUUGAACGUGAUUUUUUUGAC
Micromonas pusilla CCMP1545 is the source of this 1906-nucleotide messenger RNA. RefSeq lists its product as uncharacterized. The record is from RefSeq and is a predicted model, not a curated record. Gene Ontology annotation, biological process: carotenoid biosynthetic process. The coding region runs from base 38 to 1858 and encodes 606 amino acids. Gene Ontology annotation, molecular function: oxidoreductase activity. NCBI's taxonomy places the organism in Eukaryota, Viridiplantae, Chlorophyta, Mamiellophyceae, Mamiellales, Mamiellaceae. The transcript is spliced from 2 exons.